Messenger RNA from Amphibalanus amphitrite, 2115 nucleotides. RefSeq names its product protein RRP5 homolog. Gene Ontology annotation, cellular component: small-subunit processome; nucleolus. Gene Ontology annotation, molecular function: RNA binding; protein binding. The record is from RefSeq and is a predicted model, not a curated record. Bases 113 to 1720 code for a protein of 535 amino acids. Gene Ontology annotation, biological process: rRNA processing. The transcript is spliced from 9 exons. NCBI's taxonomy places the organism in Eukaryota, Metazoa, Arthropoda, Thecostraca, Balanomorpha, Balanidae.
AGCGUAACAAAAUAGUUUUGGAUUGGUUUUGGGUGCACAGAGCGCUGCAAAAAAAAAAAAAAAUUAUAGAUGUGAAAGAAGUUAGGUGCAAUUGAGUUACUGAUUUGCAAAAAUGACUAGCAAGAAAAUGGCAAAGGGAAAGAUGGCUCCAAAUAUGAAGAAGAAAAAGCAGGGAAAAGAAAAGAAAAAGAGUACAUUCAUCUCAAAGGAAAAGGGCUCAAUUUUAAAACACUCAACCAAGAAGAAGUCUAUGUCAGAUGUUAAAGCAGCCUCAAGUGAUAUCCUGACAGAGAAGAUGUCUCUGUUUAAGGGUCAGUCUGAGUCUGUCAUCAAGAAAAAAGCAAAGAACCUGAAAGAGUUCACCCAGCCUGAAGGAUAUUUAAAGGAUUCCCCAAGAAAGCAAAUCAAGAAGAAAAAUGAACUAUCUUCACCCAAAACAGCUACCAAAGGGAAAGAAAAGAAAAUGAAGAGGAAACUAGAGAAUAAAUAUGUUAAAAGCAUGAAGGCCACAAAAUCUCCAAAAAAGGAGAUGGAUGCAUCAGAAGACAUGGCUGUUACAAAUGGCAAAAGGAAGAAGAAGCGUCGUGAGCUGGCGCGCGGCGAUGGUCCGGCGGCGGGUGAGCUCUCGUGGGCGGCGGCCGCGGGGACUGGUGGUGCCGCCGGCCAGCCGGCGCGUCUGACAGUGACUGGCGGCUUCUCCUGGGAGACGACCCCCUGGCCGCAGUCGGGACCGGCGGCGCCCGCCGCCGACAGCAGCGACGACGACGACGAGACGGAACAACAGCCGGCGGCGCGGCUGUCGCGCCAGCAGCUGCGGGAGCGGGCCGCCGCCGAGGAGCGGGACCUGGUGGAGCGCGAGCGGCGGCUGAUGGACCCGAGCCGCGCGCCCGAGACGGCCGACGACCACGAGCGGCUGGUGGUGGCGCACCCUGACGACUCCAGUCUCUGGAUCCGGUUCAUGUCCUACUUCCUGCAGGCGACGGAGAUCGAGAAGGCCCGAGGGGUGGCUCGGCGCGCCCUGAAAACCAUCAACUUCCGAGAGGAGGAUGAGAAACUGAACGUGUAUGUGGCCUGGCUGAACCUCGAGAGUAUGCACGGAACACAGGAGACCCUCAGUAACGUUCUUCACGAGGCGCUACAGUACAACGACACGUUCAAGGUGUACACGCGGAUGGCCGAGAUCCACCAGGCCAACAACAAACACGACGAGGCGGAGCUGAUGUACAGUCAGCUGGUGAAGAAGCUGCCGGCCAGGAAGGAGGCCUGGCUGCGCUACGGCGUGUUCCUGAUGCAGGUCGAGCGACGAGAGGCGGCGCGCGCGCUCAUGCAGAGGGCGCUCAAGUGCCUGGAGCGUCGUGAUCACGUGGAGGUGAUCAGCAAGUUCGCCCAGCUGGAGUUCCGCUUCGGCGAGCCGGAGCGCGGUAAGACCAUGUUCGACCACCUGCUGGCCACCUACCCCAGGCGGCUGGACCAGUGGAACGUCUACAUUAACCAGCUCAUCAAGGUCGCCGACUACGACGCCGCUAGACUGAUCUUCCAGCGGGCGGCCACGGUACGACUGAACGCGCGCCGCACGCGCUCCCUACUGAAGCGGUUCCUCGAGUUCGAGGAGGCGCACGGCUCGGCCGAACAGCAGGAGGCCGUCAGAGAGCUGGCCAGACAGUACGUGGAGGCACGCUCGGACGCCGACGCCGCCCUUCUAGACGAGCCGGCACGGUGACGUCACUGGAUCGACUCUGACGUCAUUGGACUAAACCAGGGACGUGGUCGAACCGGGUCGGUGGCGUUUUCGGUUUGAGGAGGUGGCGUCAUGUCGAACUGUUGACGUCAAACAGACUGAGGCCGUGUGACCCAGUCAAAGAAACCGAGCCUGUGACGUCAUCGGUCUGAAGUGUCAGGUGAUUGUGGCGGACCGCGUUUUGAGUUUAUUGGCGGGCCGCGAUGCGGACAGCCGAUUGCGGAAGAGUGCAACGCGUUACGAUCCACGUGUAUUGUUGGUAGGUGUGAUGUCUGGCGCAAUGGACAAUGGACAUACCGGGAUCGCGACCGGGUGUAUUCGCCGCCCGUGCGGACCGUGCUAUACAUUCGUGUAAUACACGACGAGAUCGCACUUUG